Molecule: messenger RNA, 312 nt
Organism: Seminavis robusta
Lineage: Eukaryota; Bacillariophyta; Bacillariophyceae; Naviculales; Naviculaceae
Source: the annotation of a GenBank genome assembly
AUGGAUCACAUCCCAGUGCCAGGGGAACCUAUGUGGCUGCCUGCCUUGACAAUCUACUCCAGCAUGACGGGGUUCUUGGAUCCCAAACUCAUUACUUGGUGGAGUAGUAGCCUGGACGAAGCAACCGCCAAAGAACUGCAAGAUGCCGUCAGUAGAACCGUGCUGGAAACCUUUGAAUCCCGUUUCAUUACAUAUCCAUGGACAACCUCCUGGACAGCACAAAGCCCGAGUGCUUCACCUUCCCAUCCGCCCACAUGUGCGUGGCAUAGUGUGGCCUCUGCGAUUAUGGGCUAUAUAAAUGAUCACUUUUAG